AUGUAUUCUAUUAAAUAUAUUAUUAUUUAUUUUAUACUUGGUUUUUAUAAUUUAUCAGCUAAUGAAAAUAAUUUUAAUCCAUAUGAAAUUCUUGGUUUAUCUCGAACAGCAUCAGAUAAAGAAAUUCGACAAGCAUAUAAAAGAUUAGCUAAAUAUUGGCAUCCAGAUAAAAAUUCUGAAACAAAUGCACAUGAACAAUUUACAAAAAUUAAUGCUGCUUAUGAAAUUUUAUCUGAUAUAAAAAAACGACAACAAUAUGAUGAAUAUGGUACAACAUCAGAUAAUAAUCAACAUAGUUUUAAUAAUUAUCAUUUUCGAGAUCCAUUUGAUAUGUUUCGUGCACAUUUUUUUCAUGAAACAUCAUCUAGUGCAAAAAAAGUCAUUCAUUCAUAUGAAUUUCUUAAUAAUAUUUUACCAAAUAGUGAUAAAAAACCUUAUUUUAAUAUUUGGUAGUACAAAUUUUUGUUUUCAUUGUCGACGACCAUUAGAAAUUUUUCGUUCAAUUGAAAAACAAUUAAAUGAUGUUGGUAUAUAAUGAAAUAAGAUUAUUUUUAUAUGAACAAUGACAGCUUUCGUUUUUUCGAGAACAUGACAAGAAGAGACUAAAAGAUUUUGACAAUAGAACAAGUUAUGUGUAGGUUUGCAAAGAAAUAAUUUCUCUAUCUAAUAUUGUAUACAAUGUUAAGCUGUACUGCGUGCGGUUUAUAUGUUGAGUAGUGAUGCCACUUUGACCACAAACCGCUACAGAUUGUGAUGAAGGUAGCACCAUCUAUUAAUAUGUCAACGAUUUGAAAUAGCAUGUGGUAAAUUAUUAAAUGGAUGAAGUUUUUCUCUACAUGCGUCUACUUGUAUUUUUCUUUUACUGUAGUCAAAAUUUUGAUAUAAUAUUCUGAGAUUUGAUGAGUUUUAUACUAUAAUAAGAAAAAUUUUAGUUUAACAAAGUUAUAAUAAUAUUAAAAUUAGAUAGAUUUUUCUUUGAAAUAUUAUUGUACUAAUAACAGACUUUUAGCCAUAGUGAACAUUUUAAUAUUACAUACUUUGUUAAGCUUAUAGAUUUUAUAUUACAUUAUUUAAGAAAUAAAAAUUAUAUUUAAAAUAUAAUCUGAAAGUAGUUGUCA
Messenger RNA from Rotaria sp. Silwood1, 1118 nucleotides. The record is from the annotation of a GenBank genome assembly. NCBI's taxonomy places the organism in Eukaryota, Metazoa, Rotifera, Eurotatoria, Philodinida, Philodinidae.